AUGACAAAUAUCGUUACAACCGAAAGCGGUGAAAAAUUCACCCUAUUUUUUACUAUACGUAGUCCAUUUUCCAAUUUUCAUCCUUGUCGUUUUACAAUAUUUGAAGAUGUUGGUAAUGGGAAACCGGAAGAAAAGUGUUACUAUUCUACCGAACAAUAUUACAUGUACCACAAAGCGCUUUCUGCUGGAGAUACUGAGACAGCGGAACAGAUUGCGAAUGAACGUGAUGCACGAAAAAUUAAAAUGAUUUCACGUAACAUCAAGAAUUUUGAACGCGAAACAUGGAAUAAAGUAAGUAGCGAUGUGAUGAGAAGAGGAAAUUUUGCCAAAUAUACGCAGAAUCCAUUGUUACGAAAGAAGCUGUUCUACACAUACGGCAGUACGUUAGUGGAAUGUUCACCUACAGAUCUUGAAUGGGGCAUCGGUUUGGACAUUAACGAACCGGACGCACUGAGUCCAUCAAAAUGGAGAGGGAAAAAUAAACUUGGUCAAAUUUUGACUGAAAUCCGUGAAGAACUUUUAUUAAAGCCAGAAUAUGCUCAGGAGGUGAGCGAUAUUUUAUCAAUGUUGGAGAAUUUCGACAGCUUCAGCCGGCAAUUUUUUCUUCCUCCAAAACCUCCAGUUCAGCAGUGUGUAUAUCCUUCACCUGGUGAAUAUGAUCAGGAAAAGAGGCGGAGCCUACCGUCUACUGCGGAAAUUGGUCGAAUAACUGAUGGAAAUCGUGAUAAGCGUUUCAGUUUACCGUCAUACCCAUGUGCCGAACUAUCCGAAAACAUUCCUGACUCUGGUCCGCGAAAUGCUUCUAAUAUAAAGGUAGAAAAUAGCAAUUCCGCGACACAUCGAGAAGGAUAUUCCCGGCCAGCUCGAUCAGCCAAGAAACGUAGUUAUCGUACGUCAAGCUAUGACCGAGAUUUUAGGCGGCACAGCGAUGAUUCAAAGAAUCGCAAAAAGGACGGUUCUCGAUCAGAAAGGAGAAGAGAUGCUUCCAGCAGUAGUAGAUCCCGUUAUGGCACACAAUCUCGCUCUGGCAGAGAUCGUAGUAGUUCUGAAAGCGAUCGUGAAUCCAGCAGACUUUUGAAAAAACAGCGAAGAAUUGCGGUAUCUGUUCACAGCAGUCGUUUGGCAUCAUGUCGACAUCAUCAUGACUGCGAUAUAAACUCAUACAGUAGUGAAGAAAGUUCAAGUUCCUUGGGUGAAAUUGAUGCUGAAGUGGUAAGGAAAACGUUUGAAGAUCCUUUCAAAAGUUUAUUAGAAAGGCUUCGCAAUAAAAAAUGCGGCAUGUGGGAACAAUAUGCUGCAGAAGGUAGCCGCGAUAUUAAUGGAGCAAUUCCAAGUGAUGAUUGA
This is a messenger RNA of Acanthocheilonema viteae, 1344 nucleotides long. The record is from the annotation of a GenBank genome assembly. Lineage: Eukaryota; Metazoa; Nematoda; Chromadorea; Rhabditida; Onchocercidae.